Messenger RNA from Zerene cesonia (dogface butterfly), 739 nucleotides. RefSeq names its product heterogeneous nuclear ribonucleoprotein A2 homolog 2-like. The transcript is spliced from 2 exons. Bases 1 to 540 code for a protein of 179 amino acids. NCBI's taxonomy places the organism in Eukaryota, Metazoa, Arthropoda, Insecta, Lepidoptera, Pieridae. The record is from RefSeq and is a predicted model, not a curated record.
AUGUCUAAGUAUCUUGUGAUUUACCUCAUCUGCCUAACUGGAUGGAGCCUCGCUUUUGCUGAAGAUUUGCAAGGCCGAAAUGAAUACGAUCGGAAUACAGACGCCAGGCAUUUUCAUAAAAAGAGACGUUGUCAUUUCGGAUCCUGCGGAGGAGGCUUUGGCAAUUACGGAGGUUUUGGAGGCUACCAAGGAGGCUAUGGGGGCUACCAAGGAGGCUACGGAGGCUACCAAGGAGGCCCUUACCCCCCUAUAAAUAUAGGCAUCAGUCAAUCUCAAUCUUCGGCAUCUGGUGGUUAUGGAUAUAACCCCAAUUACAAUCAAUACAAUGGAUACCAAGGCUAUCCAAACUAUGGAUAUAACAGACCAUACAAUAGGCCAUUUUUUGGUAAUGGCUAUGGUCCGACAAAUAAUCAAUUCAAUGGAAACUAUUACUUAGCAAACACCGGUAAUGGUUAUGGUUUAACUGGAUUUGGAGGUGGUUUUGAUGAACAAUAUGAUGGCGAUGAACAUUUUGAAAGAUCUGCCAGCAAAAAAGACUGAAUCAUUUAGUUUUAUUGUAGGAUUGAAGUAUUUUUAGCUAUAUGUUUACCAAAUACUUUGUUGUCUUUGUUGUUUAAUCGUUCACAUUGAGAUUUAUUAUAUUCACAAUUAUAGCACAUACUUCACACCAAUAAUAUGAAACUCUGACGAUAAAUAAUUAAUUUCUUAAGAGUGUUUGUCUUUAACGUCAAUCACAGUG